CCCCCCCUGACAAACUCAGUCAGUAGACAACACAUCCGAGAGAGCUCGCUGGUCAACUACGCAUCAAUAUUCCUCUUUCUUAAAUUAGCCACGUUAAGCUUCGCGAUACCGCCCCCAAUUUCAGUGUCGGUACGGAGCCGCCAGGCCGGGACAGAGACGGAGAGAGAGCCCUCGGCCAUGGAAGCGCUCGGACCCGUACCCUCUCCGCCCCCCCCUCCAGGCCCGCCGACCCCGGCUCCCUCUCCGUUCCAGCCCCCCCGGCGGCCAGGCCUGGGCACGGUGGGGAAGCCCAUCCGCCUGCUGGCCAACCACUUCCAGGUGCAGAUCCCCAAGAUCGACGUGUACCACUAUGACAUCGACAUCAAGCCCGAGAAGCGGCCGCGGAGGGUCAACAGGGAGGUGGUGGACACCAUGGUUCGCCACUUCAAGAUGCAGAUCUUCGGUGACCGGCAGCCGGGCUACGACGGGAAGAGGAACAUGUACACGGCCCACCCGCUGCCCAUCGGGAGAGACCGGGUGGACCUGGAGGUGACCCUGCCCGGCGAGGGGAAGGACCAGACCUUCAAGGUGUCCCUGCAGUGGGUGUGCGUGGUGAGUCUCCAGAUGCUGCUGGAGGCGCUGUCGGGGCACCUCAACGAGGUCCCGGAAGACUCGGUGCAGGCCCUGGACGUCAUCACGCGACACCUGCCCUCCAUGAGGUACACUCCUGUGGGGCGCUCGUUUUUCUCCCCCCCAGAGGGCUACUACCACCCCCUGGGGGGGGGGAGGGAGGUGUGGUUCGGCUUCCAUCAGUCUGUCCGUCCUGCCAUGUGGAACAUGAUGCUCAACAUCGACGUGUCGGCCACUGCGUUCUACCGGGCCCAGCCGGUCAUAGAGUUCAUGUGUGAGGUGCUGGACAUCCAGAACAUCAACGAGCAGACCAAGCCCCUCACAGACUCCCAGCGCGUCAAAUUCACCAAGGAAAUACGAGGUCUUAAAGUGGAGGUCACACACUGCGGUCAGAUGAAGAGGAAGUACCGUGUGUGCAACGUUACCCGCCGUCCUGCCAGCCACCAGACGUUCCCCCUGCAGCUGGAGAACGGCCAAGCCAUGGAGUGCACGGUGGCCCAGUACUUCAAGCAGAAGUACAGCCUGCAGCUCAAGUACCCCCACCUGCCCUGCCUGCAGGUGGGGCAGGAGCAGAAGCACACCUACCUGCCCCUCGAGGUGUGUAACAUUGUGGCCGGCCAGCGCUGCAUUAAGAAGCUGACAGACAACCAGACGUCCACCAUGAUCAAAGCCACCGCCCGCUCUGCCCCGGACAGGCAGGAGGAGAUCAGCCGACUGGUGAGUGACGGCGCCCUCCUCUGGACAGGGGUGAAGAGCAACAGCAUGGUGGGGGGUCCCGACCCGUACCUGAAGGAGUUUGGCAUCGUGGUGCACAACGACAUGACGGAGGUGACGGGCCGGGUGCUGCCCGCGCCCAUGCUGCAGUACGGGGGUCGCGUCGGCAGCGACUCGGGCCGGGACUGUGGCAGGGGACUCUCUCCGCAGAAUAAGACUGUGGCCACGCCCAACCAGGGCGUGUGGGACAUGAGGGGGAAGCAGUUCUACGCCGGCAUCGAGAUCAAAGUGUGGGCGGUGGCCUGCUUCGCGCCGCAGAAACAGUGCCGGGAGGACCUGCUGAAGAGCUUCACGGACCAGCUGAGGAAGAUCUCCAAGGACGCGGGGAUGCCCAUCCAGGGCCAGCCCUGCUUCUGUAAAUACGCCCAGGGGGCGGACAGCGUGGAGCCCAUGUUCAAACACCUCAAGAUGUCCUACGUGGGCCUGCAGCUCAUCGUGGUCAUCCUGCCCGGCAAGACCCCCGUCUAUGCGGAGGUGAAGCGUGUGGGAGACACCCUGCUGGGAAUGGCCACCCAGUGCGUCCAGGUGAAGAACGUGGUGAAGACCUCCCCCCAGACCCUGUCCAACCUCUGCCUGAAGAUCAACGCCAAACUGGGGGGCAUCAACAACGUCCUUGUGCCGCACCAGAGGCCCUCUGUGUUCCAGCAGCCAGUCAUCUUCCUGGGGGCGGACGUCACGCACCCGCCCGCGGGCGACGGGAAGAAGCCGUCCAUCGCGGCGGUGGUGGGCAGUAUGGAUGGGCACCCCAGCCGCUACUGCGCCACCGUCCGCGUCCAGACGUCCCGGCAGGACCUGUCCCAAGAGCAGCUGUUCAGCCAGGAGGUGAUCCAGGACCUGACCAACAUGGUUCGGGAGCUCCUCAUCCAGUUCUACAAGUCCACGCGCUUCAAGCCCACCCGCAUCAUCUACUACCGGGGGGGCGUGUCCGAGGGCCAGAUGAAGCAGGUGGCGUGGCCGGAGCUGAUCGCCAUCAGGAAGGCGUGCAUCAGCCUGGAGGAGGACUACCGGCCGGGCAUCACCUACAUCGUGGUCCAGAAGCGCCAUCACACCCGCCUCUUCUGCUCCGACAAGUCCGAGAGGGUUGGGAAGAGCGGCAACGUCCCGGCAGGAACCACGGUGGACAGCACCAUCACGCACCCGUCCGAGUUUGACUUCUACCUGUGCAGCCAUGCAGGCAUCCAGGGCACCAGCCGGCCCUCCCACUACCACGUCCUGUGGGACGACAACUGCUUCACGGCGGACGAGUUGCAGCUGCUCACCUACCAGCUGUGCCACACCUACGUGCGCUGCACCCGCUCCGUGUCCAUCCCCGCGCCCGCCUACUACGCCCGGCUGGUGGCCUUCCGCGCGCGCUACCACCUGGUGGACAAAGACCACGACAGUGCGGAGGGCAGCCACGUGUCGGGCCAGAGCAACGGCCGGGACCCCCAGGCGCUGGCCAAGGCGGUGCAGAUCCACUACGACACCCAGCACACCAUGUACUUCGCCUGAACGCCACCAGCUCCCUUUUCCCCACUUCCCCGCCCCCUUUCUCUCCUCUCUCUUCCGUGUCUGUCCUCCCCCCACUACCUUAAACCUCCCUUUUUUUUUAUUGUUUCUCUAUCACUGUGUCUCUCUCCCUCCCCGCCGUCGGUUAUCUAUGUCUCUCUCCCUUCUUUUUGUUGAGGAUCCUCCCCUGACGAGGCCUCAACUCUGCCAUCUUUCUUCGCCCUCCUGGCACCUUUCUGUUCGAACUGGGGGUGGGUGGGUGGGGGGGGGGGGGGGGGGAGGGAGGGAGGGGGGGGACGCAAACACCAACACCAACAAGAGUUCUGUACGGAGCCGCCUCUACAACCAGCAAAUCGUGGCAACCGUGGAACCCGAUGCACAAUCGAUUUUUAUAAAAAGACGACACACACACAGACCCCAUUACGAGCCAUUACUGUGACGGUUCCAUUGUUGUUUUUUUUAACCCAAACCGAGUGAUCGUUACUCAAACCUUGAUUUGUUUUUGAACCGGGCGGGGGGGGGGGGGGGAAAAAGAAAAAGAAAAAAAACACGAAACAACAACAUGGCCGUUAUGUGCUGGGUGAACUCGCUGGUGGGCGGCGCCGCGUUGCCAUGGCAGCUCCCAUCAGCCGACAGGACUCUGACUCUACCUUUACCUCAAAGCCCCACACGGGCACAACUCUGUCACAAGGUCUCGGGUUGAGUUUUCCUUUAAGGGGAGGGGGGGGGGGGGGGGGGGGGGGGCUACAGGGGGGAAAGGGGAGUUGAGUUUUUUUUUUUCAGAAUAUGUCUAUAUAUAAAUAUCUAAAUAUAUGAUGCAUAUAUUUUUUGUUCCUUUUUAUGAGCGUGCACGUUCGGUUCGUUUCUUUACAGUCUUCUACAAAAGCGAGGUGACCUUGGUCAAAUCCACUGCUCCCCCCCCCCCCCCCCCCCCCCCCCUUAAUUUAGCAACAAAUAAGUGUGUGUUUGCUUUUGUGUAUGGCAGUUCGGUAAAGUGUGUGUGUGUGUGUGUGUGUGUGUGUGUGUGCGCGCGCGUUUCAUUGCAAGCCACUGCAUUGUAAAGGGAAAACUGCUGUAAAAGCCUCAGAUGUUGAUGUUUUUAUAUUCACACAUACAGGACAUAUAUAACUUAUAUUUAAAUCUAUGAGAGCAACUUUUAAGCAGAUUACGUAUCUUUUCCCCCCUCCAGGGGGAGGUAUUGGCAGUAGUCCCGGGUCUGUUAUUCAGCGGAACCUCUUUGGUCACUCUGCGCGUUUUCGGUCCUAACAAAUACUACUUCACUGGGUUUUUGCGAACUCUGUAUCCUACUAACGUUGGCUGUCUGGCUGGUGAAAUGAAACGUGACUUUUAAUGUCACUUGCGACACCAACGGUUUUCUGUGUACAGUUGAAACUGUCCCAGAGUGGUUACCAUAGCAGCAGCAGUGUGGAGUGACCCGAUUGGUUUCCAGGGGAAACAGGCUUGGGCCUUUUCAUGUAGCAGCGGUUUAGUGUGCGUUUAGAUUCAUUCACCUGUGGCUCCAGAUUUGGCCACGAGAUGGCGCUGUCUGAGUGCGGUAGGGCUUCAAGCCACAGAGCCCUGAUAAUCACCCGAUUGAGGCGAUGUUGAAAGACUGUCAAAAGAGGAUUGGUUGUUUUAUUUUAAUCUCUUCCCCCACAAUAGAGGUGCUAGCCAUCCUGUAUUGUGUGUGUGUGUGUGUGUGUGUGUGUGUGUGUGUGUGUGUGUGUGUGUGUGUGUGUGUGUGUGUGUGUGUGUGUGUGUGUGUGUGUGUGUGUGUGUGUGUGUGUGUGUGUGGCCAUCGCUGAUACUGACCCAGGCGAGAGGGGGACAGAAAUGGAGCGCACUCAAACAACUCACCUGACCUUUUAUGCAUUUAUACAUAAGAAAUCGACACAAAAACAGAUUUGUAAAAGUUUAAUAUAAGACGUUUUGGUGGACAUUCUCUUGAAGAAAAUAUUGUCGUUUAGAAAUCGGUAGAUGACCGUCGGUGUUGUUAUUGUUCCGUGUCGUUGUUCUUGUUGUUACUAUGGUGAUGACAUUUUAAGGUUUGGUAGCAAAGCCACUUGUGUAGUUUUUAUAUAGUGACUUUUAGAGUGAGCCUGUGGGUCAGUGGAGCUUUGUGUUGGAAAACUUAAUGGUAGCAUUCUGGCCAUGAGAAGGAGAGUGACGACAAGGAGGAGAGGGAGGGAGAGGCUGCAAGAUGGCUGAUUUUAUACUCCUUUUUUGUAGCUACCGUUGUGUGUAAAGAUUGGAGUCAGCCUCUGCUUAUUAGGGAUAGGGUGCGGAUGAGCAGGCAGCUGAUUGGUCGAUGCCCCUGCUCGUUAGUUCGGGUGUGGAUGAGCGGGACGCCGAUUGGUCGAGGCUCAACCGUGGUGUUGUGGAGACGGCGAACGUCUUGAGUGGUAAAGCGCAGGGGAUUGGACUUUUAAAAAAGAAUAACCGUGGGGCAGAUACGAAUUGGAUUUAUUUUUUAACUUCAAACCUACUAAGAAAAACCAACGGUUCUUUUCUAUUGUCGUUCGUCCUCUUCGAGCGACAACGCGGAUAUCUAGAAGGCUCUUAAAACGUUUUUUUUUUUUUUUGUUCCGUUUCUUUUGUACAUUUAUGCAUUUUUACCCUUGUAUUUAAUGAAUUGACAAUAAGCAUUAGCACUGACUCAUCCAUCUUCCCCACCCCCCCCCCCCUUCAACACAAACACUUAACCAACUAAUUCUGGGAACACCAGUGGUAGCCAUAGCGACAGCCACACUACGGUGGCCGGGGUUGCCAGAUUGGGCGGGAAAAGAAACGUGCCCAAUCUGGCAACCCUGACGGUGGCCAACCCCUCCACGGCGUGCGACGGGAGGGCGGGAGAGAGUUCAGGGCGCCCAGGGGGAGUCGUCGACGCACACGCCUCGCCAGGAGGGCAGCUCGGCGGGAAACCAUUUUGUAAUAAACCACCCGUAAAGCAGCAGGUUUACUAUGGAUGAGUUUGAGCACCCGCCUGCCGGGCGCGUGCGCGUUCGGCCUCGGCCAAUGGGAGGGCAGGAGUGGAAUGUGGGAGGGGCCGGUGAGCCGUUUUUCGCUGGGUUCUGGAAGAAGAGGUGUGUUGUCCUGGCAUUGCAUGCAAUAAAUUAAUCCAGACGGGGGUGGUUACAUUUUUUAUUUUUUGUUUUUAAUUUUUUUUUUAAACGUGCACUAGUUUUCUCAGCCGAGUGGGCUGACAUGAAAUGUUGUUCGAAAGGCUUCAGGAUUCGUCCGUCGGCACAAGUCUUUUUUUUUUUUUCGAGCUCCCACAACGUUCUUAUGAUAUAGGAUCAGCAAUCACUCCCCGUGUUUCAACUCGACAUUGCAAAGCAAUAUUAUUCCAAUAUGUAGUUUUUCAGACGCGAAGAAAUCAAGCUAUAAUUAUUCUCUCUUUGUGGCUCUCUCGGUCAGUUAUUGUCGUUUGUUUGUGUGUACUUUUUAUUUGUAUCUUUUCUCUUGCUUGUAUCAAUCAGUGGGGACGUGCAUUUCGUGAAAUGGCUCUGUUGACUCCGUUUUAUUUUAUCACCCCGCCUGCAUGCCAUAAAUUUUGUCCUUUUUAAAAAAUAUAUAUAAAAACAAGAAAAAAAAUGAUCAUUAUGACGACAAGGAGGAAAUACAUCGACAGUUUUUCUAAGGUAAAGCGUCGAUUUUAAAAGUGAGGCUGUUUUAAGGCUAGCGAAAUUUGUCCAGUCUCAAACCGACCCGACGUAUUUUAAAGAUUCCUACAAACACACCUGCCGUCGGUUCUUUGGCCGGCUUCGCCCGGUUCUCCCCGGGGGGUGAGGGGCGGGCGGGGGUCGAUCUCUGCCCGGCGUCCACAUUCAAACGAGGUACCCCUUUCUUAAAAAAAAAAAAAAAAACACGGACCUGGUCGAGAUCUGCCCCUGCUCCUCACCCCCCCCCCCCCCCCCUCAGGAAGGGGUCUCCUCUCCCUUCCUGGUUUUUGUGCCCCCCACCCCACCCCCCCAUCCUGUGUCCUUGGCACCUAUGUACCAUCCUCACACAAAUGCACUUACUCUUUGUGUGGCGGUGGUGAGUUUUAGCAAAACCUAACGGCACCUACGGAACAGGAUUACCUCUUUAUAACCUUUUUAAAAAGAACACGAAAUGGAUCCAUACAUUCUUUCGGGCCCUUAUUGAAAGAGAGCAUGGUUUAUUUUGUAAUUCCUAUGACUUUGAUAUAUAUGAUUAUAUCUUAAUGGAUUUGUAAGUUGACAUUGUGUAUUGUGUAAUUUAAUUUUGUUUUUUUGUUUUCUUAUUUUUGGUUCCUUAUUCGGGGUGUGUUGUAGCUUACCGUUUUUUGUUUUUCUAGCUAGUGGUCUCUUCGCUGUGUGAUUGUCCAAUAGCAAUAGAACAAUAGAAUCGGAACUGUUUGGUCUGAUUCUAUAUGAAUGGAACCCUUUUUAAAAAGUUUGAAGGGGCGGGACUUCCUCUGGCCCCUGAACAAGGGUGCCUAAUCAUUUGCUGUUAUUGCUAUUAUGUGAUGUUAUAUACUUUUUUCCUUUUUUUAGCCUGCAGGGAAUACUUGUGUUAAUGUGCAAAGUAAUAAAUUGAUAUUUUAUGCCCAUAUCAAAA
Gadus macrocephalus (Pacific cod) is the source of this 7452-nucleotide messenger RNA. RefSeq names its product argonaute RISC component 4 (gene ago4). The transcript has 19 exons. Bases 178 to 2874 code for a protein of 898 amino acids. The record is from RefSeq and is a predicted model, not a curated record. NCBI's taxonomy places the organism in Eukaryota, Metazoa, Chordata, Actinopteri, Gadiformes, Gadidae. Gene Ontology annotation, molecular function: protein binding; RNA binding.